Eimeria acervulina is the source of this 1881-nucleotide messenger RNA. RefSeq lists its product as hypothetical. The coding region runs from base 1 to 1881 and encodes 626 amino acids. The record is from RefSeq and is a predicted model, not a curated record. The transcript has 2 exons. Gene Ontology annotation, biological process: regulation of transcription by RNA polymerase II. Gene Ontology annotation, cellular component: nucleus. Lineage: Eukaryota; Apicomplexa; Conoidasida; Eucoccidiorida; Eimeriidae. Gene Ontology annotation, molecular function: transcription cis-regulatory region binding.
AUGGGGGCUGUCCAGGGCUCAGAGAGAGCAGCAUCCUGGGAGUUGCAGCAGCAGGAGCAGGAGCAGCAGCAGGAGCAGCAGCAGGAGCAGCAGCAGGAGCAGCAGCAGGAGCAGCAGCAGGAGCCGCCGCUGAGGCAGCAGCAGCAACAGCAGGAGCAGCAGCAGGAGAAGCAACAGCAACAGGAGCUGCAGCAGCAACAGCAGGAGCAGAAGCAGCAACAGCAGCAGCCAGGGGAGCACCGGGGGGAAGAGCAGCAGCAGCAAGAACCGCAAGGCCAAGAGCAGCAGCAGCACGAGCAGCAGCAACAGGACCAGCAAGUGCAGCAUCCUCUGCAGCAGCUGCAGCAGCAACAACAGCUGGAAGGCGAUCCACUGGAGCCUUUGCUACAAUGGCAGCAGCACAAGCAGCAGCACACACAGCAGCAACACAACGACCAGCAGAACGACCUUCAGCUGCAGCAGCAACAGCAGCAACAGAAGCAGCAAGGGCAGCAGGAGCAGCAGAAGCUCGAAUUGCAAACAGAGCACAUCAGCACCGAUGCUAGCGGGAGUUCCUAUCCCUUUGCUGGGAUCCAACCGCUGCAGCAGCAGCUGCAGCAGCAGCAGCAGCAACAGCAACAGAAAUGGCCAGAAGAGGAACGGGACCAGCAGCAGUCUCUGCAGCAGGAGGAUGCGCAGCAGGAUCCGCAGCAGGAUCCGCAGCAGGGUCCGCAGCAGCAGCAGCCAGAGAAGCAGCAGCAGCUGCUGGUCGAGCAACCUACACAUCAGCCCCAGCAGCAGCAGCAGCAGGUGCCGCUGCCACAACAGCCGGUGCAGCAGGAACAACCGCAGCAGCAGCACGUGGGUGGCUCUGAGCAGCAGCCACAGCAGCAGCGGCAGCAGCAGGGGAUGCAGCAGCAGGUGCAGCAGCAGGAGCAACAGCAGCAACAAGAGCAACAGGAGCCCGUUGAGCCCGUAGAUAAUAAAAGCAGUGUUUGUGGGGUGGUUCCUGAAGGUGGGAUCGUCUGCCCCACGACUGGGAUCGGUUUAAUCGUCACUGCAGCAGAAGACUCAGGAGAACCUGUGGGGCCACAGCCCAACUCAGGUGUAUCUGCAGAGGGGCCCCUAGGGGCCCCUGUCUCAUCCCUUCAGCUUCCUUUGCAGCAACUUCCAGGGGCAGCAGCAGCAGCGGCAGCAGCAACAUCAGCAGCAGUAGUAGGAGCAGCACGAGCAGCAGCAACAACAGCAGCAGCACCAGGAGCAGAAGCAGCAGAAGCAGAAGCAUCAGGAGCAGCAGCAGCCACAGCAGCAGCAACAGCAGCAGCAACAACAGCAGCAACAGCAGCAGCAGCAGGAGCAGCAGCAGAAGCAGCACCAACUCGGGGCCGUCUGCGUACAGCUGGGAAAGGAGACAACGAAAGACUACCUCGAGACUGCUCAGGAUCUGUCUCCUGGAGGCUCAGUGACUCUGUUUUUAGACAAAGAGUUAGAGAGAUAUGUGCAAGGGCUGUUGUUCACCCUUCUAUUAAGGAGACAGGCUCGGAGACCCCUUCAUCUGCUUCUGCUGCUGCUGCUGCUGGUGCCAGCGACAGCGCAGCGAUAACCCACCCGAGACACAGCAGCAGCAGCAACAGCAGCAGCAGCAGCAGCAGCAACAGCCGCACUAGCAACAGCAACAAAAACGCCGGAGCCAACAGCGACAGCAGCAGCACGCCGGCCUGCUGCUGCUACCGCAACGGCAGCAACAGCAACAGCAGCAGCAGCAGCAGCAGGGAUAUUCCUCGUCGCGGUUGCAGCAAGACAUUAGGAAUAACAGAGUUAAGAAGAAGAGCUGAAGAAAUAGAAAGAGGGGCCCCCUCUGCCUUGGAGACGCCUAACCUCCUUGAUGAGGUUCAGGGUUAA